Molecule: messenger RNA, 2165 nt
Organism: Danio rerio (zebrafish)
Lineage: Eukaryota; Metazoa; Chordata; Actinopteri; Cypriniformes; Danionidae
Gene: slc16a1b
Product: solute carrier family 16 member 1b
Biological process (GO): transmembrane transport; monocarboxylic acid transport
Cellular component (GO): membrane; basolateral plasma membrane; apical plasma membrane
Molecular function (GO): transmembrane transporter activity; symporter activity; monocarboxylic acid transmembrane transporter activity
Source: RefSeq, marked provisional
AUGCUGCUCGGUGAAGCGGGAUCCCAGGUCGCAAACGUGUAGCACAUUCUUACAACCGGGCUGGUGAAUGAAACUCUCAGAUUGAUACAGUGUGCUUGAAGCUCAGCUGAUCUUACUUCAGUACUUCAUUUCCAUCAUCAACCCUCAUCUGUGAGUGUGAAGAUGCCUCCAGCAACAGGAGGUCCAGUGGGCUACACUCCUCCAGAGGGCGGCUGGGGCUGGGCAGUGGUGGUCGGAGCCUUUAUCAGCAUCGGCUUCUCUUAUGCCUUCCCAAAAUCCAUCACGGUGUUCUUCAAGGAGAUUGAGGUCAUAUUUAAUGCCACCAGCAGCCAGGUGUCAUGGAUCUCCUCAAUCAUGCUGGCUGUCAUGUAUGCUGGAGGACCAAUCAGCAGUAUUCUUGUGAAUAAGUUUGGUAGUCGGCCAAUCAUGAUCGCUGGAGGAUGUCUGUCAGGCACGGGAUUAGUUGCUGCAUCCUUCUGUGACACAGUGGAGGGGCUGUACUUCUGUGUGGGAGUCAUAGGCGGACUUGGUUUGGCUUUCAAUCUGAAUCCGGCAUUAACCAUGAUUGGCAAAUACUUCUACAAGCGUCGGCCAAUCGCUAACGGCAUCGCCAUGGCAGGAAGCCCAGUGUUCUUGUCGACUCUGGCCCCGUUGAACAGCUGGCUGUUUGAUCAGUUCGGGUGGAGAGGCAGUUUCCUCAUCCUAGGCGGAGCUCUGCUCAACUGCUGCGUCGCUGGAUCAUUAAUGCGGCCCAUUGGACCAAAACCACAACCAGCCAUACCCAAAGAGGAUGCUGAAAUCAAACCACAAGAGAAAAAAACCGUGAUGCAGACCAUAAACGGCUUCCUGGAUCUGACCCUCUUCACCCACCGAGGCUUCUUGCUGUACUUGCUAGGAAACGUCAUCAUGUUUUUUGGCCUCUUCGCGCCUCUUGUGUUCCUCAGUAAUUACGCAAAAAGCAAACAUAUCUCCAAAGACAAGGCUGCAUUCUUGUUGUCCAUCUUGGCUUUCACAGACAUGAUCGCUCGGCCGUCUAUGGGUCUGGUGGCAAACACACGGUGGGUUCGUCCGCGUAUCCAAUACUUUUUCGCUGCGUCUGUGCUGUAUAAUGGCGUCUGCCACUUGUUGGCGCCACUCUCCACCGAUUACUUGGGCUUUGCCAUUUAUGCAGUGUUUUUCGGAGUGGCGUUCGGCUGGCUCAGUUCUGUGCUUUUCGAGACGCUCAUGGAUCUUGUAGGAGCUCAGAGGUUCUCCAGUGCUGUUGGGUUGGUCACCAUUGUGGAAUGUGCGCCUGUGCUGCUCGGGCCGCCACUGCUGGGACGACUCAACGAUAUCUAUGAUGACUAUAAGUACACAUAUCAGGGCUGUGGAAUCGUUCUGGUGAUUGCCAGCAUCUUCCUGUUUGUGGGAAUGGGUAUUAACUACCGACUGGUAGACAAGGAGAAGAAAGAGGAAGAGAAAAGAGCCAAACUGGAAGACAAAGACGAGGAGACCAAUUUAGACAAUGCCCUAAACGAGAAGGAAAAGGAGGCAGAUGGAGUCGUAUAGGAUGUGUGAGCCGACAUUAGACACUAAUAAUGCGUGCACACACCAGCAAUCCAUGUCUUCCAGAUCUGACUGUCCAAAUCAUCAAAUGGUGAAAUCAGUUCCCUUCUAAUAUAGAACAGCACAAUGGACUGCGCGUCUCAAAUAUGAAUUUCAUUCUCCCAAUGUUCAUAAGGGAGGCUCUUGUACCUUUUCACAGUUCCCCUAUUUUCUGACCUAUUACAAGCAUUAUAUGAGCAUUCCUAGUGUUUUGACUCCAAAAUUAUACUGUUUAUCCACCUUUAAAUGCAGCUACAAAAUGCACAUUUAAAUACGAAGCCGAUUUUUGUCAAAUUCGUGACAGUUAAGGUGACUCAUGUGCACAGAAUUUGUCAAAUCAAGACAUGGGGAAAAAGAAAGGUCUUUCAUUCUUCAGUCGGUUUCCAUUGUAGGAAUAGUGUUAGACUAAAGGUCAUUAUUGUAUGUUGUUUUUAAGGUUGAAUGCAGAUUUUGUUUUAGUGUUUGGUAGUUGUUGUCUUCCAAGUUCUGAUUGGCUGGGAGAAAAACAAUGGUGCCAUGCUUUGCUACACUGCCAUAAAAAGGCAAAAUGCAGAAAUUACAGCAAGACUGAAACAGUGAAA